UCACAGUGUCGGCGUCUGCAGGAGCUUACAGGGCAAGAGUUCACCAGUCUGUCGCUAACUCGGGGAGUUUCUCUCAGUUUGAUGAUAGCUGACGAAGUUUAGAGGCAAAAACCAGACUCAUGUGGUCUUCAAAGGAAUCGCUGAAAACUCUGCCACAGCCUAACUCAUGGAUAAAAGUUAAGCCUGCUACACUGGAUAAGUCCAGGCGGUGUUAAAUGCGCUGCUUUUAUUGACUUUAAGGACAGCAUCGACGAUGCCCUUUUAAACGGAGGGACUCCUCUGAGGGUUUUUGAGAGCGAGAGAGACGCUGACGUCAUGAUGUCCAUUGGAGCUGAUAGCUGACACUGUAGAAUGAGAGAGGAUGGAGCAGACGGACAACCCUGCCCCUGAGAUCAACAACCCUAAUGGGUUUGUCAACCGAGUGUUUAACGUUUCUCUGGAUGUGGAGAAUGAGACCAGCAGUGUUUGUAUUCAAGAGACUGGGCCAGGGCCUGAAGAGGGGCAGGGAGAGACCCAAGCUGCCUCAUCUCAGACCCCUGUCAAGGACAGACAGGAGGUCAACAGGAGGCCCCGUGCCACAGGGGGCAUCUGGAAGAUCUUGAACCGAAAAAGAGCUGUCUCGGAGCUGGAGCGAAGACCCCACUCCAUGAUCCUGCCUGGGGAGGCUUCCAUCCCUAAACUCUCAUUUGCUGACAAAGUUCGCUCCUUCAAGAAGCUUAAAUCUCCCUCAGUGUUCAGAGGAAAGACAGGAAAACUGUCCACUUCCAAGUUUAGCAGCUCCUUGGUGGAUGAGGAAUCUUUCUGCCGAGAUAUUGGCACUCCACAGCAAUCCAGCAGGGGUACACUGAAACACCGUGGUAAGAGACACUCUUAUGCUGGCUACACAGCAGAAUUUGACUGCUCAUUUGAAGACCUUGAUCUAACAGCUCCUCCAGACAGCCAACAGCCCACUGUGCUGUUAGAGACUAUAACUCAGAAUGGUUGUAAACCAUCAGAACGUGUUUGCUAUACCAAAAGAACCCACAAUAAUUCAACAAACUGUAAUAAAGCUGCUGCAGUCAGUGAAGAACCUAGCGCUCAAUGUAGCCCAAGCACCCGACAGGGAAGAGGAAGGAGGCACAAAGAUGUGUGGAGUUACCUGAGGAGGAUUUCGCUUUUAGGGAAGAGCAAUGCUGCCUAUUCAGAGAGGAGUUUUGACUCUGAGCUCCCCUCUUUGGAUAAAACUUUGGACUCAGACUAUGGUUCUGUGGACUUUGACAGUGUCAGAGACUUUCAACCUCCACGCCCAAAAAACUCUGACACAAAGGGACACUUUGGGGGUCUGUUCAAGUUUUUUAACAGUGUUGCAGAGACGGCCAGGAAAUGGCGGACAACAUCCCACUCCUUCUCUCCUCCAGAGGGGGCAGAGAGGACACAGAUGAGCUCCCCUCGAGCCGCACAGCGCAAAGUGGACAGCAUUCAUAGUGUGUCCCUGACACUCCACAGUGAAGGACUCUCAAACACCCAGCCUAUACCGUCAUCACCAGUGACUGUUAAAUCCUCUCACUCCAGUAGCCUUGACAGUGAGACACCAGCACCUGCAGCAGGAGGAGGAUCCCCUAAGGUGGUUCUAAGAGCCUUUAGGGCAGGCCCAGGAUCUCGAGUUGUCAAUGGCAUUAAGAGUUCUGAGUGCACAGACAAACUUAUAGAUAGUGAGAUGAAUCACAUAUCCACAGCCUUAGUAGAGAAUCAUUUCUCCCAACCAGGUCCAAACACAGAGACUAAAAAAGAAGCAGAGGUUGAAAAAGCACCAUUAGAUUGUGUCUGUGAGGAGGAAAAGGUAGAGAGACAGCCAGGAAAUGAGCAGGAUUCCAGGGAUACUCCACCUGACUCCCACCAGAGACAGGAAGUGAACGUCCAAUCACAACAAGGUGAUAAAGAGAGCACAACCAAUAGCGUACCAACAUCAGAUUCUACUGAGGAAAUAUUUAAGCUGUGUGAGCAGAUUGCCAGCAAGACAAGCUCCAGUGUGAGACAGCCGUGCCCAGCAGGGCCCCACUCUAGCACAGAGAAGACCUCUGUAUCUCACAGGCCCCUGCGCCCUCGUCCCCGCCCGGCCUCUGCUGUACUGGACCUCGGGAGGCCCAACCUGGACCGAGAGCUCUACAACCAUUACAGUGAGGUUGGCUCGCUGUGCCGGCGAAGACGCAGGCCUAUUCCCACAAUGCUUCACUCUCCGGGGCAGAGACGGACGGCAGCUCGCUCCAGGCCUUGCUCUGUCAUAGAGACCAGUGUUACUAGGGAGACGCAGUCCAUGGAGUUGCACCACAGAGCCUUGUCUCGCCCACCUGGUGUGUCACCAUUAGAGCCCCCACUCAGGGCAUCUCUCCAGCGGUGCCGCUCGCUGCCGCUGCCCCCGAGCACUCUCACUGCCUUGGCGCUGCUCCUGCCUCAGUCAGACAUUGGUCAGUCAUCAUCAUCAGUGCGUCUGCGAUCAGGAGGUUCUGGGAGCUGCAGGAGGAGGCUGUUGAGGCCUGGUUCAGAACCGCUGCAGGUCAACAUUUUGAUAAGUGGAGGUUCAAUCGUCAACGCUGAGGCGGUAUGGGACCAUGUGACCAUGGCGGACCGGGAGUUGGCGUUUAAGGCCGGUGACGUCAUCAAGGUGCUGGACGCCUCCAACAAAGACUGGUGGUGGGGCCAGAUUGAUGAGGAGGAAGGAUGGUUCCCUGCCAGCUUUGUACGGGUGGAACCCCACCCUCCUCAGCCCCAAACAAAACAGGUUUUCUAUAUCAACCCCAUAGCAACUCCACGGUUCCAAAACACAACGUCAAAGCUGUGGGUGAACCAGGAGGAUGGGGGCGCAGAGCCAGCAGAGGGGACCAGCGAGGUGCAGAACGGGCACCUGGAUCCGACCAAUGACUGCCUGUGUUUGGGCUCGCCCCUUCAGAACCGAGACCAGAUGAGAGCAAACGUCAUCAAUGAGAUCAUGAGCACAGAGAGACACUACAUCAAACACCUCAAGGACAUCUGUGAGGGCUACCUGCGCCAGUGCAGAAAGCGUGUGGACAUGUUCAAUGACGACCAGCUGAAGGUCAUCUUUGGGAACAUCGAGGACAUCUAUCGCUUCCAGAUGGGAUUUGUUAGAGACUUGGAGAAACAGUACAACACAGAGGAACCACACCUCUCUGAAAUUGGACCUUGCUUUUUAGAACAUCAAGACGGUUUUUGGAUCUAUUCUGAAUACUGUAACAACCACUUGGAUGCCUGUAUGGAGCUGAGCAAACUGAUGAGGGAUGGAAGGUACCAGCACUUCUUCGAAGCCUGUCGUCUCCUCCAGCAAAUGAUUGACAUCGCCAUAGAUGGCUUCUUGCUCACCCCUGUCCAGAAAAUCUGUAAAUAUCCACUCCAGUUGGCGGAGCUUCUCAAGUACACUGCACAGGAGCACAGUGACUAUCGAUACGUGGCAGCAGCACUGGCAGUAAUGCGGAACGUCACUCAGCAGAUCAACGAGAGGAAGAGGAGGCUGGAAAACAUCGACAAGAUCGCCCAGUGGCAGGCCUCUGUUUUGGACUGGGAGGGAGAUGAUAUCUUGGACAGGAGCUCAGAACUCAUCUACACUGGGGAGUUGUCAUGGAUCUAUCAGCCGUAUGGACGCAGCCAGCAGCGAGUCUUCUUCCUCUUUGAUCACCAGCUGGUCCUCUGUAAGAAGGACCUGAUACGCCGGGACAUCCUGUACUAUAAGGGACGCAUCGACAUGGACCGCUACGAGGUGCGGGAUGCCAUAGACGGGCGUGACGAUGACUUCAACGUCAGUGUGAAAAAUGCAUUCAAACUGUGCAACAAAGACAGCGAGGAGAUCCACAUCUUCCUGGCCAAGAAGCCAGAGGAGAAGAUUCGCUGGCUCAGGGCCUUCCAUGAGGAGAGGAAGAUGGUGCAGGAGGAUGAGAAAAUCGGUUUUGAGAUCUCUGAGUACCAGAAGCGACAGGCGGCCAUGACAGUGAGAAAGGUGACCAAACAGAAAGGUGUAAACAGGUGCACGCCCCCCUCAUACCCGCCCCCCCAGGACCCCCUCAGUGCGGGGCAGUAUGAGGUAACGGAGGACAUGGCACAAGGAGAGGUUUUUGAAUUCAAUCAAUCCAAAAGAGGCCAGGCUCCUUUCUGGCAGAAUUUUAGUAGAUUAGCUCCAUUUAAGAAAUAGAGAUUCACAGACUCUUCUGAAGGACCAGCUAUUUUUCUUAGAAGCACUAAACACUGGAUGAUCAUGUCCCUUGAUGAAGAAAAAUAUGGAAAACACACCUACACAAGAGACUUCAAAGGACCAAUGUUAAUACAGAGUGUGAUUGAAAGCAGCAAGAGGACUGAAGACUUGAGAAAUUGCGAAAAAAUAAAACUUUACAAUUCAUAUAUGUUAGUAACGUUCUAAGUUAUCAUGCUUCUUCAGUUGAGUCGACUGUCAUGAACUCUUUCCCUUGGUUUCUGCAUAUUCACACCAUCUGAAUGUCCUGGAGUCAUAGAGAUUGUUAUAUUAUUUCAUUUUUAAACCAUCAUCUGGAAAGAACCACGGGGUCCAGCCAGGGCAUUCUAGUAGUAUGAUUGUUUUCCAAAAGCUGGGAUCUUGCUGUGCUGCUAUGUGAGAUUGCUCGCUGCAUUCUUCUGAAUGUGAGAUCAAAUAAUGACGGGGCCUCAGCUACCGGCUGCGGCGUCUGAAGGACCUGCAAAGCUCAACUGUCAGCAUCUUCUCUGAGUUAGAUCCAUUCUGCCACCGAUCACAGACUGCUCAGGCAAUCUCCGCUUCACUGAUGUCUGCAUCUGGAUCUCACUCUCUCAACGCUUCACACUUCUCUCUAGCUGUUUGCGUAUAGUAGCCCUCUCUUCACCGAGUGUGACGCUCACAGAGUCUCCCUCUCUCUCCACAUCCCUCUCUUGUCCUUCCUAUCUCUCUACCCACCUGCUCAGCCUCUGUGAGUCAGUGGCUCUCAGAGGAAGAGCUUCAUUCUUCUGGAAACCUGCCAUUGGCCAUGAUACGACGGGUCAGGGAACAAAUCAAUAGUUGGAACAUCAGUAGAAUAUUUACAUCCUCUCACCAACCACUUUUGACAGGGUAUUCAUAACCAAUCACACCGGGGGCGGGGGCUAUCGGGUUGAGUUCACGCAGAGUUGCCGCUCAGAUGAAACAGCUGAGAGCAGGAGAUAGGCAGGCUACGGUCCACCUGCCUUGUGUUAGAGCCCUUCCCCACUCUCCCCAGAGACCACCCCUGUAGCACUGUGCUGGCAGCUCACUGGGUGUUUGGAAAGAGCACAGCCUACCUCCAGAAAGAGCUAAAAGUGAAGCUGAUGAAUUGGCCAAGGUGUAAAAUAAUCUCUUUCUCACGUCAGCUGUAAAAAAGCAGUUGACUUGUUUGUAU
Messenger RNA from Cheilinus undulatus (humphead wrasse), 5384 nucleotides. Its product is annotated as rho guanine nucleotide exchange factor 9. Lineage: Eukaryota; Metazoa; Chordata; Actinopteri; Labriformes; Labridae. The transcript is spliced from 15 exons. Bases 362 to 4177 code for a protein of 1271 amino acids. Gene Ontology annotation, molecular function: protein binding; guanyl-nucleotide exchange factor activity. The record is from RefSeq and is a predicted model, not a curated record.